Molecule: messenger RNA, 1769 nt
Organism: Eutrema salsugineum
Lineage: Eukaryota; Viridiplantae; Streptophyta; Magnoliopsida; Brassicales; Brassicaceae
Product: probable serine/threonine-protein kinase PIX13
Exons: 6
Coding region: 343-1569 (408 amino acids)
Biological process (GO): protein phosphorylation
Molecular function (GO): protein kinase activity; ATP binding
Source: RefSeq, a predicted model, not a curated record
AACAAAUCAACCACUAGUCAGAGAAGUGAAAACAAAAAGAAAAGAAAUUUCGUCGAAUUGGAGAAAAAAGAAAGCUUUUUUACUAUUUUUUCUCUUUUGUCAACUCAUUCACACCCAAUUUUAAACGGUACUGGUCCGAUCUCUAUCCAUCCCCUUUCAUCCUUAUUGUAUCUUUUCUUGUAAAGUACUCUCUUCUCGCUUCACACGCCAUUUUUUUUUUCUUUCUCCCUCCCUGACUUCGGUAAACUCCUGGAAAGAAGGUGUAUGAUUGUUUACACAGAUACUUGUAUAUAACUGAAAAAGAGGCAAAAAAGGGUUUGGCUUUUAAUUUCGUUUGUCGGUAUGGGGCUUUGUUGGUCUUCUUCAUCUGAUUCUCCUUCAACAACAACACCUAGCUCUACUGGUAACAUCAGUUCAGGUCCGUUUAAGUCAACGACUACGGGAACAUCAAGAAGUAACAUAUCUAGCAAUAGUGGAUUCUCUGCGGGAAGUGGCGAAGAUGCUUACCCUGAGGGUCAGAUACUUCCCAUUCCGAAUCUGAGGAUAUUCAGCCUCGCGGAACUUAGAGCUUCAACGAGGAAUUUCAAGUCUGAGAAUGUUCUUGGAGAGGGAGGAUUUGGUAAAGUCUUCAAAGGCUGGCUUGAAGAAAAGGGGCCAGGGAAUCACGUCACUGGAACUGUGAUUGCUGUCAAGAAACUCAACUCUGAAAGCUUCCAAGGAUUUGAGGAAUGGCAAUGUGAGGUGAAUUUUCUUGGGAGGGUUUCUCAUCCCAACCUCGUGAAGCUGUUGGGAUACUGCUUGGAAGGUGAUGAUUUGCUUCUGGUGUAUGAGUAUAUGCAGAAAGGAAGCUUAGAGAAUCAUCUCUUCCGAAAGGGUUCUGUUGUUCAGCCGCUCUCAUGGGAAAUAAGGCUAAGGAUCGCAAUAGGAGCAGCUAAAGGCUUAGCGUUUCUGCACGCUUCAGAGAAGCAAGUGAUUUAUAGAGACUUCAAAGCUUCAAACAUUCUUCUUGAUGGGUCAUAUAACGCAAAGUUAUCAGACUUUGGAUUGGCGAAAUUAGGUCCUUCCGCUAGUCAAUCUCACAUCACAACACGGGUUAUGGGUACACAAGGUUAUGCAGCUCCAGAGUAUGUUGCUACAGGUCAUUUGUAUGUAAAGAGUGAUAAUUUCGGGUUUGGCGUAGUUUUAGCUGAGAUCUUGACUGGUCUACGUGCUCUUGAUCCUACACGUCCUACCGGGCAACACAAUCUAACCGAAUGGGUCAAGCCUCAUCUAUCAGAAAGAAGAAAGCUUAGGAGCAUAAUGGAUCCUCGUCUAGAAGGAAAGUACCCUUUCAAAUCCGCUUUCCGAGUUGCUCAACUAGCUCUGAAAUGCCUUGAACCCGAACCCAAGAACCGUCCAUCGAUGAAAGAAGUGGUGGAAUCUCUCGAACUCAUUGUAGCUGCCAAUGAGAAACCGUUGGAGCGUAGGUCCACUAGAGCUUCCAUAAACGUAGGUCAUCAACAAGGCCAUUUUCGCCGGCAACAUCUUUCUUCAUUUCAACCUAGGCAAACAGCUGCUAGAGCUCACUAGUGUUGUUGUUUUGAACACUCAAGAUUCUUUUUCUUCUCUCUCUCUCUGGUUUUGUAUUCGUUAAUGAGGAAACUAUUCGCAUGUAUACUACAUGGAAACCAAAAGACAAGACAAGGUUGUAACUAGUAAUGUGUAGUGUUUUGCUGUGUGUAUUGUAAUUGCCUAAAUAGUUAAAUGAGAUCAAGAAAGUUUAAAACUCA